AUGUCUUUACUCUCGUGGUUAAAAAAUUCACCCCAACCUAAAACGCCCGGCUUACCAAAUCCACGUGAAAGCAAGACUGAAAUCGAGGCAGAAACGAUAGUCGCAGCAAACACGUCAGUCGACAAGCUGACGUCAGAAGAAAAUCCAAAAAAGAGAAAACGUGGUGAAUAUCAAAAUUAUGAUGAAAACGUACGGGCAAAAAUAGCUGUCUAUGCUAUUGAAAAAGGAGUCAUGAAGGCCACAAGAAAGUUUUCAACUGAACUGAACAAAAAACUCUCCGAGUCGACCGUAAGAAGCAUGAAAAAGGCUUUCUUAAAAGAGCAGACGCGCACAGGUGCUACGCCACGUCAACUGGUUAAAGCACAGCGAGGGCAAUGA
This is a messenger RNA of Gigantopelta aegis, 378 nucleotides long. RefSeq lists its product as uncharacterized. NCBI's taxonomy places the organism in Eukaryota, Metazoa, Mollusca, Gastropoda, Neomphalida, Peltospiridae. The record is from RefSeq and is a predicted model, not a curated record. Bases 1 to 378 code for a protein of 125 amino acids. The transcript has a single exon.